AUGGUGGAGGUGCCGCGCAACUUCCGUCUCCUCGAGGAGCUGGAGAACGGCGAGAAGGCGCUGGGGUCAAACCAGAACGUGUCGGUCGGCAUUAACGGCACCGACGACAUUUACCUGCACAACUGGAACGGUACCAUCGUUGGCCCACUCGGCACGACAUUCGAGCACCGCAUCCUCUCACUAGAAAUCUACUGCGACGAGGACUACCCAAGCAAGCCGCCGCACAUUAAAUUCAUCAGCCGCGUAAACCUCCCGUGUGUUAAUGCUGACGGCACGGUUGACAAGGCGAAGUUCCACCUCUUCAAGAACUGGGAGCGCCGCUACACCAUGGAAAACUGCCUCGCCGAGCUGCGGCGGGAGAUGACACAGCCCGGCAACAAGAAACUCCCGCAGCCGGAGGAGGGCUCGAAGUACUAA
This is a messenger RNA of Trypanosoma grayi, 417 nucleotides long. RefSeq names its product ubiquitin-conjugating enzyme-like. NCBI's taxonomy places the organism in Eukaryota, Euglenozoa, Kinetoplastea, Trypanosomatida, Trypanosomatidae. The transcript has a single exon. Bases 1 to 417 code for a protein of 138 amino acids. The record is from RefSeq and is a predicted model, not a curated record.